AGAGCCUCUGAGCGCUCCGCGGGGAGCCCCGAUCCGGCCAUGCAAGUCCUGAAGAGCGCAGGCCGGCGCCUCUUACCCCUGCGGACCUGGGCCCGCACAUUGGGCGCCCGGGACCAUGCUCCAGGCGGUGCUCUCCACACCGGCGUGCCGAGGCCCCAGGAGGCGGUGGAGAAGACAGAGGCGGAAACAGAAGGAGAGCCGAGGGAUGCCCAGAAACCCAGCAGAUUCAGCAUCUUCCCUCCAUUUCCGGGUCAGGAGAGCUCCUUGACAUGGGGAGGCAAGAAAUAUGAAGAAAUCCCAGUAGCUCACAUUAAAGCAACAUAUAACAACACACACAUCCAGGUGGUCUCUUCCAGGAAUGAGCCACUUGCCCGAACCUCUUGUGGCACUGAAGGGUUCAAAAAUGCAAAAAAGGCCACAGGGAUUGCAGCACAAACGGCAGGCAUUGCUGCAGCGGCGAAAGCCGCAGCGAAGGGAGUGACCCAUGUCAGAGUGGUGGUGAAAGGCCUGGGACCAGGGCGCUUAUCUGCCAUCAAGGGAUUGACCACGGGGGGCCUGGAGGUCAUCUCAAUCACAGACAAUACCCCCAUCCCACACAAUGGAUGCCGCCCAAAAAAAGCCCGGAGGCUGUGAAGAAACCAGUUGACUGUCUUGAGACUUACUUCCAGUUUUCACCUUUAGAUUGACUUCAGAACAAUGCAGAACUGUUCCCCACAGGACAGAACUCAGUAAAGAUAAGUCAGAGACUUGACUGAUGAGCAAAAAUGAGAUGAUUUCCUCCCAUGUAUAGUGAUGUAUACAAGUACAUCUUUUGAAUGUAUGCAAAAGCUGCAGUGCUUAUCACUGUGAAGCAGUGCCUCUUUUGGACAGGAGGGGGUGCCACAGGCACACUUCUGGCAAGCAUCCCAGCUUGUUUUCUUUCCACAGCCCUGACAAAAUAAACUAUAGCUCACCAUA
Molecule: messenger RNA, 957 nt
Organism: Trichosurus vulpecula (common brushtail)
Lineage: Eukaryota; Metazoa; Chordata; Mammalia; Diprotodontia; Phalangeridae
Gene: MRPS11
Product: mitochondrial ribosomal protein S11
Exons: 6
Coding region: 40-633 (197 amino acids)
Biological process (GO): translation; maturation of SSU-rRNA from tricistronic rRNA transcript (SSU-rRNA, 5.8S rRNA, LSU-rRNA); ribosomal small subunit assembly
Cellular component (GO): mitochondrial small ribosomal subunit; ribosome
Molecular function (GO): mRNA 5'-UTR binding; small ribosomal subunit rRNA binding; structural constituent of ribosome
Source: RefSeq, a predicted model, not a curated record